GGAGGCGGGUGAUUUGUUGGAAUCUCCACUGGAAAGCGCCUGCGUUACCAACUUCUGCUCCCCUGACAUCACUGGACUUUCCCCUUCUUUCUCAUAUAAAUAUUAGUGAAUUCUACUCCAUGAAGGCACUCAGUACACCGCAAUUCCCUUCAGAUACAACCUUGGACAGGUCUUGGGUUCAUCUAAAGUCUUGUACCAUACAAAUAAAUUGCACUGAAGUUGAAACUAAGCGACCGAAUACAGGAUGGAGAGCUAUAAGGUGACAGCAGCCGACGUAGAAGCAGCUACGGGGGAUGUUUACCAGCCUACUGUGGAAGCAGUGAGGACAUCCAGAUCUUGGUCAUGGACAAUACUUGGUGCUCUGGGCUUCCUCUGUCUCUGUGCUGUCGCAUCUUUCUGUUUUGUUUGGCAUUCAAUGAAUAAACAUCAAGCUGAGACUUUUAUGGAGCUGAAAGGUACCACAAGCACAGAUCCGUCAGGUCAACAGAAAAUGCUAACAGAGAUUGCCAAGAGCACAAAGGCAGCCAUUCACCUCCAUGCUUCGAGACAGGCCGUAGGACAAAUGUCUAGGUCUCCACGCUGGGUGAGUGGAGUGGACCAAUCCUUCACCAAAGGAGGCCUCACACUGGAGAACAACAGCAUCCUCAUUCCCCAUGACGGCCUAUACUUUGUCUACAGCCAAGCCUCAUUCAAGAUCAAGUGCCAUUCAGAUGACGAAGAAAACGCGAAAAGUAACAUACACCUGAGCUACAGCGUUCGGUGGUCAUCUCUCACGUCACCAUCCAAAGAGAAACACUUCCUGCUCAAUGGAGUCAAAUCAAUGUGCCAAGCCACAGAGAAUCAGCAGAAUGGACGUUUUGUCUAUGAUUCCAUCUAUCUAGGUGCUGUCUUUCAGCUUUAUAAGGGGGACAAACUUUCAACCGAUACCAACCAUCUUACUAACAUUGAGGAUCAAACUUCCAAGACCUUUUUUGGGGUGUUUGAGCUGUAAAAACCUGCUGAUGCUGCUUGCUAUAAAGGACACCUGUUGACCAAUUGAAAGACAAAGUGUUUUAUGUUAAAACACCAAUUUUAAGAUAUUGUAUUUCUCAGGGUGAUUUUUGAAUACUAAAUCACUUGAGGAAUGUGAAAUUACUAAUGUUUGUAAAUGUAAAGAUUUGGAUACAGUGUAUCAAAGUGCUGCGAAGUUCUCCAUUGUACUUGCUUUAUUACGAUGUUCUAGUUGGUGUGUGAAAAGGCUACUGACCUGAGACUUUGGAGAACGCUACUGCUCUGUUCUCUUUUUAAACCAGCAUGUUAAGCUUGUAUGUUCAUACUGAGAAAGUGUAGCUCACUACAAAAACUGCUUGUGUACAAACUGAACUGAAUGUUAUAAUGAAUGUACUUUUUGUUUAGUGUUUAAAGUGACUCUAAACAAGCAUUUUUUUAUUUAUUUAAUGUUAUUUUGUGGCAUUAUCUUAUGUACUUUUUCA
Clarias gariepinus (North African catfish) is the source of this 1472-nucleotide messenger RNA. It is a transcript of the gene tnfb, whose product is annotated as tumor necrosis factor b (TNF superfamily, member 2). Gene Ontology annotation, biological process: immune response. The transcript is spliced from 5 exons. Gene Ontology annotation, molecular function: tumor necrosis factor receptor binding. The record is from RefSeq and is a predicted model, not a curated record. NCBI's taxonomy places the organism in Eukaryota, Metazoa, Chordata, Actinopteri, Siluriformes, Clariidae. Gene Ontology annotation, cellular component: membrane. Bases 245 to 991 code for a protein of 248 amino acids.